AGAACAUGCAAGUAAUUCGCCCCAAAGCAUGACGAGUGUUGGAACCAUGACGUUCAUACAUUGAGAAAAUACACAUAUUUCAGUUGUUGCCCAACAUCCUUUCUUAUGCACACUAUUUGGUCCUGAUUUGUAGACUCACAGAUGGGCGGUGUUUCAUCUGGAGCUGCUCUUUACAACCGCAAUAGACAGUCUAUGAAAUAGAUGUAAAUACACGGACCAUGAGAGUACAGUGAUCGGGACUAGCUGCCAAAGUAACGCCCGCAAGCUACAACAGAGGUGUGUUAGGCCUUAUUACGGGCUGUGCUGGGUCAGAAGUGAUCAUUUAUCCUCAAUGGAGCAAGUGGAGACUCAUUCUGCCAGAGAAAGGCAGCUGGCCUGUGUGUAAUGGCCAGUCCAUUGAUGGUAGAAUGAAGCCCUUCAUUUUGCCUUCACAUUUCUAAGGAGACGUGUGUCAAGAGCAGAUGUAAGAUGAGGCUUGUUUAAACCACUCAAACAGUGUUCAGAUCUGUAAGACUAUGAUGUGUGAGUCCUCCCUGGUGCGAUGCCUGCAGCUGCUUGUGUCCUUACUGAUGGUGGUCAGACUGCAGGGCAAGGUAACGGCCCCUGAGCGCAUGGAGGCCCCAGUGGAGCUCCCCUUCACUCUGUCCUGCAUGGUGUCUAAGGGGCGUGGGGACAUCCUGAAACAGGUGCGCUGGCUGGAUGUCCAGAACAAGACUCUGUUGACCUACGAGCCCAGCCAGAAGGACAGCGUGAGCGGCCAGCAGCAUGUAGAGCUGGCACCCUCCCCCAAGGACACCUCAGCCAUCACCAUCCGCAGGGUGGGCUUCAGAGACGAGGGUUGCUACACCUGCAUCUUUGACCUUUACCCCUCAGGAUCGCAGGAGGGACGCACCUGCCUCACCGUCACAUCCCGUGUGACUGCGGAGGGUAACAAGACAGCGGUGAGUGGUAAGGCGGCAGUCCUGUCUUGCUCCUAUGGCCUGCCAGAGAAGGUACAGCAGGUGCUGUGGAGACACACAGCAGAGCAGGGGGACUCCAGCGGAGUAGCCUCCUAUGCCAAGCGCAGCGACCCCAUGAUCGAGCCGCCCUACCAGGAGAGGGCCUGGCUGACCCCCUCCCUCUCCCACAGCCAGCUGUCCAUCAGACCAGUCAGCAUCCAGGAUGAGGGCUGCUACACCUGCGAGUACCACACCUACCCAGAGCGAACCAAGAGUGCUACCGUCUGCCUCACUGUCUUUGUACUGCCUAAACCCCAGGUGAGCUACAAGAACACAUCUCCAGGGGUGAUCGAGGCCAACUGUACAGCCGUGUCACGGCCCCCGGUGGAGAUAGUGUGGAACGCGGAGAGGGACAACCGCACUAUGGGUCCCCCUGUGACAUCACAGCUCCAGCAGGGGGAUGGGACCACCCUGGUCAUCAGCACCCUCACUGUCCAAUCAGGGCUGCUGAAGGACGUGUCCGUCAAAUGCCUGGUCCACCAUAAGGGUCUGGAGUCACCCAUCGCUGUGUCUAUGAACACCAAGAUUGGGACAGCUCUGACCAUCUUAAUCUCUGUGACCACUGUAGCUGCUCUGCUGGUCAUAUGUCUCUGCUUCUGCCUCUGGAAGUGUUUCCUGCGCAAAGAAGAUGACGGAGUCUGAAAGGAGGAAGUGAAAUUCAACCAAUCAGAGACUGUUCCUCAACAUUCUGCUGCACCUUCAGAAGUGAAGCAAGGCCCACCUCAAGAAGAGGACACACAAUACAAUCCAUCAUGACCAACAUCACAGGGUCACUGAGAAUCUGAAUCCAUCCACUCAAAACACCAAUUGUUUAGUCACAAUGGCUUGUACUCACCAGUUUCAAGAGUUUCAUAGUAGGAGUGCUGAUAUAUGAUCAGAUUUCCCUUUCAGAUCAUAAUAAACAUGGACAGUCACAUACCUGACCCUAGGUCAGCACUCCUACUCUGAGACUCUUUGAAUACGGCCCAGAAUAAUCACAACACAUCCUAACAGAUCUGAACCUAACCUUGUCCUCUGAACCCCAAUCAGCAUCGAUAUAUAUCAUGAGGUGUGAUGCUAAUUAUUUGAUUCUUGUAACUGCCUUGGAUUCUUUGUGCUAUUGUAAAGUAUGUUCCCGAGAUGAAAGGGACUAUGUCUGUGGGAAAACCAUGAAAACUCUGAAUGAGAAGUGAAAAUACCUUAGUCUACCAGGGUAUUACAGUAUUCAGUAGCCCUCACAUCUUGUGAUACACUGAAUGCAGAAGAGAUGAGUAGUUAUUGUAUGGGAAUUUACAAACUUUAAAGUGAACCCCCCAGAAUGCACUCUAUUUUCAUUCUAUUCUCAGUGUUUCAUGGGACAGCCUGCUUUGCCAAGUUAUUUGCCAAUUAAGUGUACAUAAUGUGUAUGCAACUGACAGUAUUUAGCUAAGCGUGAUUUCUUUCUGGAACCUCCUACAGAUGUAGGAUUUUAAUUUGAUCACCAUGUGGAGGGAGAAUUUUCCUGCAGGACAAUUUUCCUGCAAUGUAGUGUAGUUGAGGCGUAAAAAGGCUUCUAAAGUUUGUAAUUUCCACUUUGAAAUUUCAGACUUGAUUUUCCCUUAUGAAAAAUUGGUAACACUUUAUUUGAAACCCAGUGUCAUAACAAGUUAGAACGCCAUCAUAACCAUGUCAUAAUAUGUCAUAACAACUGACAUAACUUGUCAAAGCCUGUCAUAAUAUUGUCAUAACACUGUCAUGACCCAUAUAUUUACACAUGUUGUGACAUACAGUAUAUUGCGUUAUUUUGUGGGUGGUUAUGACAUCUACACAAAUUUGUUUUUUCUUUCGUUUAAAAGUUUGUUUCUUAAAUACUUUGUGGAUGUUGUAAUGAAUUCUUUACAAGUAUCAUAUUUCAAAUAACUUCACCACCCUGUGUCACUUUACUUGGACUAAGAAAAUACACUUUAUGACACUGUUAAGAAGCAUUAUGACCAUCAUAAAGCCAGAUAGGCCUAUCAGGUACCUGCCCUAAUGUCAGUCAUCAGUCAAAAAGAGGGUGUCUUGUCCUGCUCCUGAAAUCUGCUCCUGCAUUCAUCCCAGUCAUCAGAAACUGAGCAUUGGGGUAGGUGCAUGUCUGACACCAAUAACAAUAUUCAUAUAACAUGGUCAAUAAAUACAAAAAUCUAUAACAUAAACAUAGUGUUGACAUGAAGUGUUUGCCCUCGUGUGGUAGGUUUUGUGGGGUUUGACACUCUUAUGUAGGUGUCAUAACCAGCCAUAUAAUAAUGCAAUAUAUGUCACAACAGGUCUACAUAUAUGUAUCGUGACAGUGAUAUGACCAUAUUAUAACAGGUUUAUGACAAGUUAUUUCAACUGUUGUGAAAUAUUAGGACAUGAUUAUGACCGUGUCAAGUGCUACUGAAAAAUAGAUCAUCUCCUACAAAAAUGUUAUAUCCUACCUAAUAAUUCACAUGUUCUGUUGCUGCAGGGUUAUUUUCCUGCUGUAUCAAACUGGCUCAAUUUAAAAUCCUACAUCUGUUGCAUGCUGGCAAUGAUAAAGCUAUCUGUAAGGGUUCAACCGCAGGUCUCAGACAUAGACCACUUACUCAAAACUCUAGCAGAGUUGGCGAGAGAGUGGUAGAAUAUAUGCUCAGAUAAAAAUAUUUUAUAAAAUUAUACCAUUAAUGCCAUUUUUAUCAUGGGGAGAGGGUGAAUAACUGUAGUUAUGAGUUGUUUGUGAGUGUGUGUGUUUUCAGAUUCCAUGGUCAGAUGGUUUAAUGUGAUUCCCAGUAGAAGACGUGUAUGAACAUGUGCAAUGGCUUUCCUUUUUAAUCAUUGCCACCAAGGAGUGGCCAGGCCAUCAGUAUUAUCAGGUCUCUGCAGAUUUAAGCUUCAUGAAAUGCUGAACCGAUUUACUUAAUCUGUAUAGGCAUCAGAUAGCAGUCAAGGUUAAUUGCCUUUUUAGGAGAAAACUGUCAUGGUUUGCUACCAUAAUGCAUCUUCUGUGGUACUUCUCUAAUUGCGUCAUCAUACACAAGUUUUUUCCCCAGUAUGUACAUUGACUGCUGUGUUAUGUGAUGUAACCAUUGAAUAUGUGUGUGGGGGGCUCUUACCAGAUAACAUGUGUUUCAUAAUGUGCCUUCUCCCAGAGUCACUUCACAUGCUGAAAAAGCAACUAACCACAUCAAAGGUCAACACAGCCCCCGUAUGAAGGAAGAUGCUGUCACUUGAAAAUGUACUGUGUGAUGAAUACGUGAUGAAAUGUAAGAUAAAAACAUUUAGAAAAA
Molecule: messenger RNA, 4243 nt
Organism: Oncorhynchus mykiss (rainbow trout)
Lineage: Eukaryota; Metazoa; Chordata; Actinopteri; Salmoniformes; Salmonidae
Product: OX-2 membrane glycoprotein
Biological process (GO): heterotypic cell-cell adhesion; negative regulation of neuroinflammatory response
Cellular component (GO): axon; neuronal cell body; cell surface
Molecular function (GO): cell-cell adhesion mediator activity
Source: RefSeq, a predicted model, not a curated record